GGGCCGGGCCGUCUGCAUAAAAUCUCGAGCCGCGGAUUCAAAGUUAAACGUUAAAAAUAGCCCCUGCGCUACUGGUGCGAACUUUGAUUCGAAACGACAUCGGUACAAAGUCCACUCCAACGUACUCGAACACUGGUUGGAGCUAGCUAGUAGACAUGAAUUGAGUAAACAAAAUUGAUAUAUUGUUUUUCAUAUAAUACACUUGGAAUAGAACGUGCUGAUGCAAGCAUAAUGAUCUACUAAAAAUUAGUAAAAUAUUGCGAUGGCUCACCGGUAAACUAUAUUUUGAUGUUUACGGUUUCAUACUUGUAUUUGGUUGGAGUGGAAGAGGUCUAAUAUACACGGCGCCAAAAUGAACGGGAAGAGAGUGGCUAUCAUAGGAGCUGGAGUUUCCGGUCUUGUUGCGAUAAAAACAUGUCUCGAGGAAGGGCUACAACCCGUGUGUUUCGAAAAGGUCAAACAACUAGGUGGCACCUGGGUUUACAAUGAAGAAGUAGGAUCCGAUCCGACCGGACCAGCUGGUAUCUAUGAUGGACUCGUCACAAACGUGAACAAGGAGAUGAUGGCUUUCAGUGAUUUCUCAUUUCAAAGACACAUUCCACCAUAUCCAUUGAGGGAAGACGUAAGGAAUUAUUAUAUUAGGUACGCUGAGGAGUUUGAUCUGAUCAAGCAUAUCCAGUUCAACACAACAGUCGUAGAGGUAACGAAGACUCCAGAUUUUCGCGAAACGGGAAGAUGGAAUGUGUGUACCCAACACGAGGAUGGGCAGCCCCAAUCAGAGAUAUUUGAUGCUGUUAUGGUAUGUACCGGAAUGUACUCGUCCGGUAUAGUUCCGAAUUACCCUGGUCAAAAUGAGUUCCGUCGUCAAAUUUUACAUGGCAGUCAAUUCAGAUGUGGGCAAAACUUCAAAGACAAGACAAUCCUAGUCGUUGGGGCUUCACAUUCUGCCGGAGAUAUUGCCAUUCUGAGUAGUGAUCAUGCUAAGAAGGUAUACAUCAGUAUGCGGGAUGGUGCUUGGAUUGUGCCCCGCAUUAUGGGCAGGAUGCCCACUGACGCAUACGUUAAUCAAAGAUGGAGAGAUCUGAUUCCUAGCUGGAUCUUCAAACCUUUGAUAGGGAUCAAAAUGCAGUCCUUGCUAGACUGGAGAGCACUCGGGAUUCAGAGCAGCAAGCAUCCCGCCAAUAGCAACAGCGUCAUGAUAAAUGACCAACUCCCUAUGAAGAUCAUGAGCGGGCAGGUGGUGGUCCGGAGUGGUCUUCAACGGUUCGAAGGGUCUAGGGUCAUCUUUGAUGAUGGUUCUUACUUGGAUGAUGUAGAUUGUGUCGUUUACGGUACGGGGUACAAUCCAGCAACUCCAUUCCUGAAGGAAAAUAUAUUGGGUAACUCGAAUCAAUUAGAGCUUUACAUGCACGUCAUACCACCCAGGCUUGCACACCCUACGCUUGCGGCCAUUGGUUACAUCCGGUCACGUGGUGCAGUAGGACCGACGGCGGAGCUGCAAGUUCGGUACGCCCUCAAGGUGUUCAAGAAAGAGGUUGAACUACCAAGUCAUCAAGACAUGAUGGCGGACGUGACAAGAAGAAAGGACGCUGUCGUCAAACAGUAUGGUGUAAACCAACCUAAGAUCCUCCCGACUACCUACAACGACGAGCUUGCUCGAGCAAUCGGGGCUCUACCAAGUUUCUGGAGUCUGCUCUUGUCAGAUCCGAAACUGGCUUACCACUUUUACUUUAGUCCAGCAUUUCCACCUUGGAACAGAAUGGUAGGUCCACACUCUAGACCAGAUGCCCGCCAAAGGAUCCUCCAAUGUAGAGAAGAUCUCCUACAUGGGAUAGCAUUGAAAACGGUUCGCCCUGGAGCACUAAAACGUUUGGAAGACGUCGACAGAAACAGGACUGUAUUGAUUAUGCUUCUCGUUUUAUGUUUCUUGGGUUUCCUCUUAGCAGUGGUAUUUUAGAAUACAUUAGAUAAAUUUUGGUGAAGGUGAUUUUAAUCUCUUACUGAAAAAGAGCUCUACUGAAAAAGGAAAAUGUCCAUAGGACAGUCGACUAUCAUCAUCAUGUAUAAUGUCAAUGUAUGAUGGCUUCCUGGAAAUCAUGGAACAGGGGCAAUGCCUUUACUCGAUCCUAGUCGACUGUGCCCCCAUCCAGCCUUUUCAAACAAGUGUCGAGUAUGCUGGAUGCAUUCCCAAGGGACUGUAGGAUUUUGAGAUUUCCAAACAUAAGUACAACAUCAUUUUCUUUUAGUACCGGUAUACUUUUGUUACAGUAUAAUUUUACUAUUUCACACGCAG
Messenger RNA from Strongylocentrotus purpuratus (purple sea urchin), 2293 nucleotides. Its product is annotated as dimethylaniline monooxygenase [N-oxide-forming] 5. Bases 353 to 1957 code for a protein of 534 amino acids. NCBI's taxonomy places the organism in Eukaryota, Metazoa, Echinodermata, Echinoidea, Camarodonta, Strongylocentrotidae. The transcript has 8 exons. The record is from RefSeq and is a predicted model, not a curated record. Gene Ontology annotation, molecular function: N,N-dimethylaniline monooxygenase activity; NADP binding; flavin adenine dinucleotide binding.